Hypoxylon trugodes is the source of this 3118-nucleotide messenger RNA. RefSeq lists its product as uncharacterized. The record is from RefSeq and is a predicted model, not a curated record. Lineage: Eukaryota; Fungi; Ascomycota; Sordariomycetes; Xylariales; Hypoxylaceae. The transcript is spliced from 2 exons. The coding region runs from base 270 to 2990 and encodes 906 amino acids.
AUUACAUGAGUCCCCGUUGCAACGCCUUAUGAGCCACUGUUUUCUGCAGGUGAUCUCACGUUUCUUGCUUCUGCCUGUGACCUGCAGCUCAUCCUAGAGAGCUAAGCCCGAGUCGGCGAAGCUCGUUCGGAGCUAGCGAAGCAGGCUGAGGGAGCAGUGCGCCUAAACUACAUAUCUAUAAUCGUUCUUCCUGCCCCCAUUCAUCACGCGCGCCCGAGUUGUCAUGUUUCAGAAGUAGGCUUCCAAUAACGCCUGUUGAAAUUCACAGUAUGGGUGAUGUCGAAACACUCCUAAACAAGGGCUAUUGGCCAAGCUCCAGGGCUAGAAGCCCAGAUUCAAGACAUGCCGCUUCGACUGCGCCGUCGGGCCAAUUGACCCAUAGAAAUGUAACAUCCGCGACCAAGAUACCUCGAAACUUCAGGCGUUCGCGGAGUUAUCCACCGCCUCCGAGCGUCGAGGACGAAGUCGCAUCACUCGCAAAAGAGUACAAGUCAGCGGACUCCGAACUAGUUAACGAGGAAGCGAUACAUCGUGGAGAUCCUGAUCAGUACCCUAUUUUGCUUGAGGUGCAUGAAUUCAAUCCGGAGAGACGUUUUGUUCUAGUAUCAAACACGUCGGAUUCUACCGACGAUUCAUCGGAUAGCGCCAAGAGGGUGCCUCGGCGAUCUAAAUCUAGGGCACCAAAGCCAGAACGAGAACGAGAACCAAAACCAGAGUUAGAGCCAGAACCCGACUUUUAUAAAGCGAAUACGGGCCGCAAGUAUGAUACUCGUGGACGUUAUGAGGAUGAUUCUGAAAAGAAGCGGGAUAUAGAGCAAGGGCGUGAAAAGCAUCGGAGUAAACUUGACCAUCUACCCGCCAUAGUCACCGAUGUCAAAUCCGAUCCGCGGCCCUCCGACUCAAGGCGACCUAAAUCUACCGCAAGGUCCGAGAAAGGUGGCGACGAUUAUUUCUCUCCUCGCCAUAACUCUCGAUUUCAGAAUGGAAAUAUGCUGUCGCCAGAUGUCAUAGAGCACGCAAGUAGAGGAAGAGACCGGGCGUAUUAUCAAGGCGGAUCUAACCCUUACGCCCAAGACCGCACUCACUCAGCUCAUCCAAACAGUCAGUAUGAGAAAUAUGAGAAGACAUCUCGAGAUGACAGGAGGUAUAAGGAUAAGCCUCUCAAAGCAGCUCAAUCGGCAAGCCCUAACCAUCAUAAACGGCGCUCUACUGCAGACCUCCCUCAACAAGCGAGAGCAUCUUCAAGAGUAGAUUAUGAGAAACCUCGUCAAUAUGCUGAACCUCGGUCUCCCAGACCCGACCGGAAUGUUUAUGUGAGGUCCGAGCGGGAUACAGCUUCGCAGGUUUCAUCAAGUUCCACAGAAAAGCGAGAUCCGCCUGCUUAUGGCCAAUACUACUCAAGCGACGACGAGAUACCUCAUCAAAUUUCGUCCCGUCGCCGACGAGAAUCAGCCCUGCCUGAUAGGUCCAGACCGCGCCCUCAAACGCCAACGGAGGUGAGGUCAAGCGACAAGCGAAAUUCGCGUGCACCUUCCCCACUUCCAUCUCCGAGGGUAUCCCAAAUCUAUGAAAAGAACUCAAGAUCUUCAAGUCCGCGCAGUUCUACAUUCCCGAAAGAUAUUAGAUUCUCGCGAAGCGAACAGCGUGCUCAGCAGCCACCGAUAUCCCGAACAUCCACGGGUAGAUCUGUGCUUGAAGCUGCACCAGUAAUACUUCCAGCCGUUGUCGCAGCAGGGACCGUGGCAGCAAUUGGCUCAGGCCACGGGAGCGACCGUCACAAGUCGGCAAUACCCUCACCACCUAGAGCAGAAUCGCUUCAUUCAGAACCACGAUCAUCAAAUUCGGCGUUAUCAUCAAGUCCUCGGAAACACGCUCGACAACCAUCGGCAUCAAGUUCGGUAGCUGAUAUGCCUAAAACAAGUCAGCUUAUUAGUAUGUACAACAUACGUUACCUCGACGAGGUCCAAGCCGGCAGGCUCCCCGAAAUGCAUCGUUGUCCUCGUAGACAAGCCGUUGCGGGAUACGUUGAUUGGCUUACAUUUCCUCGCUGCGAUAACUUCAAUAUUUGUCCGUCAUGUUACGAGGCAGCAUUUUCCAAUACGGAAUUCGCGCACCAAUUAGUUCCAAUACCAUUCCGCGCCGCGGAUCGGGCUAUAGCCUGCGACUUUGGAACUUCGCGAUAUUACCACAUAGCAUAUUAUUUAAUUAGCAAAUAUAAAAGGGCGGACUUGAGUUUAUUCCGAAAUAUCGCAAAUAUCGCUGCGAAGGGUCAGCCUUGCACUGGAUCCCGAGAAUCCAUUGGGAUAUGGUAUUCUGUGAAAGAUCCGAGGUCAAUGCACGCUAUUGAGAGCUUCACUGUCUGCCACACUUGUGCGAAGACAGUCGAAGCUUUACUUCCAAAUCUAACAGGCCUAUUCGUUCCUAUGGAUUCGCCCGCUGAACCUACGAGAGGCGUCUGUGCGAUGCACCAACAGAAUGAACGCAGAUUUCUAUUUUACUUCGACCUUCUAGAAGCAGCAUCCGAUAAAGCACUUAUCACCAAGAGCACACCCGACGUUCAGGCCCUAGCUGAUAGGAUCCGCGACCUAACAGCGGUGCCGGAGUGCACCAAAGACCAACCAGUUCAUAACGGGAAAUUUUACACAAUGCUUUCAAUUCCUAAAUUUACGGUUUGCGAGGAAUGUUUCGGAGAGGUGGUCUGGCCUAUGAUCGAGAAUGAUAGCGAUUCAAUCGCAGCCAAUUUCCACAAGAACCCGCAGAAAUUCACAACAGCUUCUUGUCAAUUGUACUCCGAGCGCAUGCGCGAGAUAUUCAAGUGGGCCGUCAAGCACGGCGAUAUAAGGUAUCUCGAAAAUAAAGUCCGAGAACGCCAGAUCAAGGAGCAAGAAUACUACGCUAGUGUCGUGGGCCUCGAUAGGCAAAUUCUCAGUCCCGAAUGGGUUGACGCUGAGCUAAACCGGGCGAGAAGGGAGUGGCAGAGGUGGGAAUAAGGUAACAUAGAGGAGCUGGCGCAUUUAUAUAGACUAAAGGGGCAAGAGGUUAGGGGUUAUGGAUAUAUGGAGGGGUAUGAGAUGAUACGAAAUUAUGCGCGAUAAUGGAUAACGAAUGGGCUACCUAG